AUGAAUGUGACCAUUGGCCCCAAUGGGCGGACAACUGAAGUUAGGUAUGUGGAGAUGCACCAUGAGGCUCUCCAAGACGGCCUUCCUGGUGACAACAUUGGCUUCAAUGUGAACUCAAAAUGUACCUCCCUGGGCAUCAUCAUGAACAACCUUGGUCAGAUAAGUGAUGGUUAUGCUCCAGUGCUCAACAGUCACACCUCUCACAUUGCUGUGAUGUUUGCUGAGCUCUCAAUUAAGAUUGACAACCUUUCUCUGGAUACCCACCACUUGGUUGUUUUGCUGCGAGGGAAAUGUGUCAGAACUUGGCUUUUGUUGUCGUCAAGCAUGUUGAGCAAGGAUCCUUAAGGUGCAAAGUUCCCAAGUCCGCAGCAAAGUUGGAAAUUGAAAUGUGCUUCUCAGAUCUAUCAUACUUAGACUUGUUUUGUCUAUAUCUUUGAUUUUACUCUUUUGCAAUUUUGGUUUCGUCAUUUUGGUAGUUUUGAGGCUGCUUUAAAUUUUUAAUACAGUUCUCUAGCAUUGAUUUUGAGGAUGAAGGGGUUAUUGAAACUUGAGCAAUUAGAUGUCUUCUGGGUGCAAAACCUCCAUCUCGCAAUUCAAAGUGUUCUUGCUUUC
This is a messenger RNA of Juglans microcarpa x Juglans regia, 612 nucleotides long. RefSeq names its product elongation factor 1-alpha-like. The transcript has a single exon. NCBI's taxonomy places the organism in Eukaryota, Viridiplantae, Streptophyta, Magnoliopsida, Fagales, Juglandaceae. The record is from RefSeq and is a predicted model, not a curated record. The coding region runs from base 1 to 345 and encodes 114 amino acids.